UGCUUGUCAAAGGCUCGUGGCUCUUUGACUACCGAUUGCGCCUUGAUAAAAAUCAGACGGGCGCUCCACCCGCACAAGAAUAAUCAUACUUUCGUAAUUUUAUUGAUCAAACAAUGUUAUUUAUAUUUGAUGUAUUAAUGAAUAAUCCAAAUUAUUCACUAUUCAAGGUUUUGCACUGAUACUGCGUUUGCCUUCUUCAGUUUGCCAUGGCGACCGUGGUGAUGGAGCAGAUUGGUCGCCUGUUCAUCAAUGCUCAACAGUUGCGUCAGAUUCCUCAGCUGCUUGAGUCAGCCUUCCCUACUCUGCCCUGCACCGUGAAGGCCCAUGAUGUGCCCUGGGUGUUCCGUGAGCCUCACAUCCUUGGAGGCUACAGGCAGCCGGAACACAGCUGGCGCUACUACUUCCUCACCCUCUUCCAGAGGCACAACGAGGCACUCAAUGUUUGGACCCACCUGCUCGCCGCCUUUAUCAUCCUGGUCAAGUGCCAGGAGCUGUCCGAGACAGUGGAUUUUCUCCGUGACCCCCACGCCCAGCCCCUGUUUAUUGUCCUCCUCUCAGCCUUCACCUACCUGUCGUGCAGUGCCCUGGCCCACCUGCUCAACGCCAAGUCCGAGCUCUCCCACUACACCUUCUACUUCCUGGACUAUGUGGGCGUGGCCAUCUACCAGUAUGGCAGCGCCCUGGCCCACUUUUACUAUGCCAUAGAGGAGGGCUGGCACACCCGGGUGCGAGGGAUCUUCCUGCCCACCGCAGCGUUCCUAGCCUGGUUCUCGUGCUUCGGCUGCUGCUACGGCAAGUAUGCCAGCCCGAGGCUGCCCAAAUUUGCCCACAAGCUGUUCCAGGUGGUGCCCUCGGGCCUGGCCUACUGCCUGGACAUUAGUCCCGUGCUGCACCGCAUCUACAGCUGCCACCAGCAGGAGGGGGGCUGCUCCAACCAGGCUGUGGCUUACCACCGCUACCAGGUAAUCUUUUUCCUGGUGAGUGCCUACUUCUUUGCCUGCCCCCACCCAGAGCGCUGGCUGCCCGGGCGAUGUGACUUCAUUGGCCAGGGCCACCAGAUCUUCCACGUGUUCCUGGUGCUGUGCACCCUGGUGCAGAUCGAGGCGACACGCAUAGACUACAUUGAGCGGAGGCCCCUCUACGAGCGUCUCCACGGCAACCUGGCCCAUGAUGCAGUGGCGCUCUUCAUCUUCACGGCAUGCUGCAGCGCGCUCACUGCCUUCUACGUGCGGAAACGUGUGCAGGCACAACUGUGCGAAAAAGAGAAGUAGGAGCUGUCAGGACAGAGGGAGAAAGGAGGAUAAGGGAGAAAGACUAAUCUGAUUUACACUGGAAAGCUAAAAAAAAAAGACAAGAGAUUAAAGCAAUUAGACUGUUCAUUUUGUAAAAACAAUGACCUGCUGUUUAUUUUAUUUUUUUAUUUUUUUUGUGGCCUGCCAAAUGACAUUUUAAACUGGCAUUGACUGUCUUGUGAUGUUGACCUUCCAGGAAGACAGAAACAUCCUGGUAGUUUCUGUCUGUCACAUCACAAGCAGUCCCUGUAACACUCCAAAUAACAUCUUUGCACUUCACAGAGAGGGUAAGAUGAAGGUCGGAAUUGAGACUUUUUAUUGUGUUGAUUUUCCUAUUCAUUUUCCACUCUCUACUGUGAGAUCACAUGUCAUGGCCUGGCUAGCUACUGAAUAGUCUGAAUGACUGUUUGACUACAUACUGUACUGUACAGACUGACCAACACCAGGCAUGACACAGACCAUCUCAAUAGAGGUAUGCAGAAAAGAAUGGAAAGAAUACCCACGUUGCCCUUAAGUGGAUCAUCAAAUAAAUAAUUACAAUAGUUUAAUAAUUUCUCACCAGCUUUUAUUUCUUAAAAGUACAAUGUGAGUUUCAAAGCUAUUUGACUACCAAGUCAAAUGUUAAUGCUUAAUGAAGACCAGUAUUCUUUUUUUUAUUCCUUGGUUAUCUCAUGAUAUUCCAGUGAGCUGCAGUCGACAAAUGCUGUCUCCCCUACUCAUUCUCUCUGUUUUAUCUACCAUUUUCUCUGCCCAUUUUCUCCAAAGCUGGGUUUGCUAACUGAUUGAGGUGCCUAUACGCGCUGUCAGAUAUAAUAGACUGGCAGUUGGACUGGGCUAGAGGCAUACCACGCACAAUUUGCAAACCAAACAGAACAUUUCUCCUCUAAGACACAUAUAGUGGCCAUUUUACUAACAUGUGGAUUGAUCAUGUCAAAGAACAAAGCUGGCACUCUUAGGAUAGUUGGCGUAAGAAAUGGAUGGAACUAUGUGCCCAAGAUGACUAUGAUGUCUCCUUGUCGUUGUGAUAAUAUUCCUUUGUAUUCAAAGGGCUGGAACUUCAGCUUUUGCCUUUUCACACCCGAUGAUGUCAAUGCCUUUGUGUGUAUUGUUCAGUCUUUUCAUGGACUUGACUUUACUCACAAAAGGGCUGUCUUAGUACUUAGUAUGGUGACUAACUGUUUGUACAUUUGUAUGUAUAUGUAUGGUUGGGUAUGUACAGUUGAAGUCGGAAGUUUACAUACUCUUAGGUUGCAGUCAUUAAAACUCAUUUUAAAAGACUCCACAAAUUUCUUGUUAACAAACUAUACUUUUGGCAAGUCGGUUAGGACAUAUACUUUGUGCAUUACACAAGCAACAAUUGUUAACAGACAGAUUAUUUAACAAAAAUUCCAUGUAUCAUAAUUCCAGUGGAUCAGAAGUUUACAUACCAAGUUGACUGUGCCUCUAAACAGCUUGGAAAAUUCCAGCUGAAGCUUCUGAUAGGCUAAUUGACAUCAUUUGAGUCAAUUGGAGAUGUAUUUCAAGGCCUACCUUCGAACUCAGUGCCUCUUUGCUUGACAUCAUGGGAAAAUCAGAAGAAAUCAGCCAAGACCUCAGAAAACAAAUUGUAGACCUCCACAAGUCUGGUUCAUCCUUGGCAGCAAUUUGCAAAUGACAGAAGUUACCACGUUCAUCUGUACAAACAAUAGUAUGCAAGUAUAAACACCAUGGGACCGCGCAGCCGUCAUACCGCUCAGGAAGGAGACGCAUUCUGUCUUCAGGAGAUGAAUGUACUUUGGUGUGAAACGUGCAAAUCAUCCCCAGAAUAGCAAAGGACCUUGUGAAUAUUCUCGAUGAAACCGGUACAAAAGUAUCUAUAUCCACAGUAAAACGAGUCCUAUAUCGACAUAACCUGAAAGGCCGCUCAGCAAGAAAGAAGCCACUGCUCCAAAACCGCCAUAAAAAAAGCCAGACUAGGUUUGCAACUGCACAUGGGGACAAAGAACAUGCUUUUUGGAGAAAUGUCUGGUGAAACAAAUAUAGAACGGUUUGGCCAUAAUGACCAUCAUUAUGUUUGGAGGAAAAAGGUUGAAGCUUGCAAGCUGAAGAACACCAUCCCAAUCGUGUAGCACGGGGGUGGCAGCAUCAUGUUGUGGGGGUGCUUUGCUGAUGGAGGGACUAGUGCACUUCACAAAAUAGAUGACAUCAGUCAGGAAGUUGAAGCUUGGUCGCAAACAGGUCUUCCUAAUGGACAAUGACCCCAAGCAUAAUAUCAAAGAUGUGACAAAAUAGCUUAAUGAAAGUCAAAGUAAAGGUAUUGGAGUGGCCAUCACAAAGCCCUGACCUCAAUCUUUUGGAAAAUUUGUGGGCAGAACUGAAAAAGUGUGUGCGAGCAAGGAGGCCUACAAACCUGACUCAGUUACAACAGCUCUGUCAGGAGGAAUGGGCCAAAAUUCACCCAACUUAUUGUAGGAAGCUUGUGGAUGGCCACCCAAAAAGUUUGACCCAAGUUAAACAAUUUAAAGGCAAUGCUACCAAAUACUAAUUGAGUGUAUAUAAACUUCUGACCCACUGGGAAUGUGAUGAAAGAAAUAAAAGCUGAAAUAAAUCAUUCUCUCAACUAUGUUAUUCUGACAUUUCACAUUCUUAAAAUAAAUUGGUGAUCUUAAUUGACCUAAGACAGGGAAUUUUUACUCUGAUUAAAUGUCAGGAAUUGUGAAAAACCGAGUUUAAAUGUAUUUUGGCUAAGGUGUAUGUAAACUUCAGAGUUAAAAUGUACAUGCCUUGGAGCAUGUCUCUUUGCGUGUAUUGCUUUGCUUGUGUUUGCUUGUGUUUGAUUCAGAUGUGAAUUUGUUUGAAAGCCUGUCUUUGCACUUAUUUCUUAUGUUCAAGACCCCUCUUAAGAACAUUGUAGUCCGAUAACGUCCUCUCAAGUCCCUUAAGGUGACAUUUUAAGUUGUCACACAUCAAUGAAAGGCGAAAUAAUUGCUCACAAAAGAGCAGGAUUUAUUUUAAAACCUAAUUUUAUGAUGUCCAUGAAACGGUGGCAAUAAUAUAUUUAGAGCUAAUGUAAACAAUACAUUUAUUACACAGGUAUUCAAAUCAGGACCCAGAUAGAAAAAUUCCACCACUCAUUUUGAAAGAAAUGAAAUUUUAAUAAGAUAAUGUUGCCCUUGUGUUCUGUUGUGAAAUGCCUCGUAAAAUUAAUGUAAUUUUAUAUGUGCUGAUCAAGUUUGAGGUGGCAUUGAACUUUACAGACCUGAGACCUGGGUUUGGGCUCAGCCAAAGUCACUGAUAAUGUCACCUACAAAGCUUAGGCUAAUAUCUAACAGGUGACGGAAAGGUUAAAUCAUGACUGACACCCCAUCAUACUUCGAGUCAUGUAUAAAAAUGCCCAGUUGCCUGUUAUUUUGGCUACCAUGGCUAGAAGAAGAGAGCUCUGUGACUUUGAAAGAGGAGUCUCAAAGGAGCAUAUGGGGUUUAAAGUAAGUGUGUGUUUGUGUGGUGUGUGUGUGUGUGUGUGUGUGUGUGUGUGUGUGUGUGUGUGUGUGUGUGUGUGUGUGUGUGUGUGUGUGUGUCAGUCACCAGAUCUCAACCCAAUUGAACACUUAAGGAAGAUUCGAGAGUGGCGACAGCGUUUUAUACCACCACCAACAAAACACCAAAUUAUGGAAUUUCUCAUGGAAGAAUGGUGUCGCAUCCCUCAUAUAGAGUUCCAGAUACUUGUAGAAUGUAUGCAAGGAGCAUGGACAAUGUUCUGGUGGCUCGUGCUGGCCCAACGCCCUAUUAAGACACUAUGUUAUUUAGGCAGUUCCUUGAAUUUGAAUUGUUAUGGUCUCACUGAUAAAGGGGUUGCAAUGACUAGAAUAAAAUUAUUGUGACCCCUAGUAUCCAAACUACCACUGUAAGCACCAUUCCUAACACAAACCAACUCUGAAUCAUAUAAUUGUUCACCUUGAUACUACUGACUCUCACUAUCCUGCAUAGAACCUAAGGCAGGGAAUCUUUAAAUCAGCAUUGAUACGGUUCUACCCAGGGUUGCAGGUUACCAUUUUUUGUCAGAAAUCUUGUAGUUUUUCCUGAUCUGAUAACCUAACCAGAUAAAACUCACGACAAUAGACAGUAUGACGUGAUUAAUCUGUUGCAAAAAGGUUGAAUAUGGGCUCGGAUGGGACCAGAGUUUUCUUGUCAGGUCACAUGGUUUAAAAAAAACUCCUGAACUUGGGGGAGGGUGAAAACCAUGUCAAACUGCAGCAACCUUGUACUUGUUCAUAUUAAAAUAAAGACUAGGGAGGUUUCCUAUACACAGACAAAGCAACCAUUUUUUUUAAUCAAAAAUUGUGUUGGAUGUAUGUAACAGAUGAGCAGCAUUUUCUUGUGUUUAUCAACAAAGCACUCAUGCAGAAACUUCCUAUGUAUCUAUCAUCAUUAAUUCAAUUUAGACAUACAAAUGAUCAAACCCGGUCUCAGGCUUGGAUAGCACUGGAGGCCCCUCUGGUCUCCACAGAGUUGGGUAAAGCUGCUUUUCAUUUUUUUUGCACCCUUUAUAUGUAAAUGCUGCUGCAUGCAUAUAGAUAAUAUCCCCAUAGUCUAAAAUAGACAUUUAAGUGGCCUGGACAAUUUCCUUCCUUUAACAAAAGUCAGACAUGUGUCAUGACGUUGCCCUCUUUGGGUACAGCAAGCCCCAAGCCCCCUCUCCCUCUCCCUGCCUACACACAGGCUGAUGUGGUCAGAGAGAGGUCGUAAAUUCCUGGAGGAUAUUAUCUCCUCAUGGCCACAGUAUACAGACAGAGUGAAUUUUCAUAGAGAACAAAGGAAUUUCUUCCACUUCACAGAACUUGAGGUCCGAACAACAUUUAUGUUCUGGAGAAGGUAUAAAAGAUCGGUGUAGAAUCCAGCUACAAACUGGUCCGUAUGGUACAAGUCUUUGAUAUUAAUUACUAGUCUGCAGCUAGGAAUUCGGUAUCAUUGAACACGAAGACCGACAACCGCCGAAACAUCUAUCCAUAACAACCUGAAUGAAUGUCACUCUGAACUAUCCAUUCUAACCACGACAGAGAGGGUGGACAAACUCUCCAACAGAAACGAAGUUUUCAACAGAGAUCCUCGACGACACAAUAAACGUAAAUAUAUAUAUUGAUUGCAAUUGUUCCAGAAUGAGUGAGCGUUCAUGUGCAAAGGAUGAGCAUUUCAAUUGUUAUUAUUAUCAACUGUUUGUUGUCUUAUCUUAGUCGACCCCCACUCCCCUUUUGUACAGCAAGCCGCGAUGCCGGUUUAGCCCACUGGGGCACAUUCCCCGAUCAUUUCUUGUAACCAUAUUUACUUUGUUUGUUUGUGUGUGCACUUCUGUGAUUGUUUAGUUAGUUAAUAAAUAAAUGAUUA
Molecule: messenger RNA, 6653 nt
Organism: Oncorhynchus kisutch (coho salmon)
Lineage: Eukaryota; Metazoa; Chordata; Actinopteri; Salmoniformes; Salmonidae
Product: membrane progestin receptor alpha
Exons: 2
Coding region: 207-1271 (354 amino acids)
Biological process (GO): response to steroid hormone
Cellular component (GO): plasma membrane
Molecular function (GO): steroid binding; nuclear steroid receptor activity
Source: RefSeq, a predicted model, not a curated record